CUGCAGCCGGUCCCACUGUGUAUUUCAGCCAACCUAAAAAACCGGUGUCGCCGGUUUCAAAUAAUUGCUGAUCUUCAAGUCUCCUCCUCCAGAGAGAGAGAGAGGGAGAAGAAUCUCAUCAUCAAUCUCCGGAUCCAAUCCAAUCCAAUCGAUUACGUAUCGUCUCUUCAUUAGGGUCGUUGGAGAUUCUUGUGGUUAGAAGAUGGCUGACAAAGAGGAUCAUCCUCCUCCUCCUCCUCGUGGGAAUGAAUGGGAAGUUGUUUCACUUACUUCAUCAGCUUACGCUGCUUCUCCUGGUCCUUAUAACGUUGAAUCACGAGAUGCGAGGAAGUUUGAUCAUGCUUACUACGGAGCUGAGACUUCACGUGAUUUGUUCAUGUCUGAUCACUUUGUGUUCCCACCUAGCCAGCACGAGGAUUUACCAAUUGAUGAUGAUGAACCUGUUUUCGAAGAUGAAGGAAGUAAGGAUGAUGGCCAAGACUUGAUGAUGCCAGAAGAAGGUCAGGGGUUGUCUGAUGAACAUAGUACUUCGAGACAGUACAUGGAAUCAGCCAUGUAUGAACACGGGUUCAUUGAUUCUGAGCCAAAUGAGAGUGCGGAGGAUACCGUUGGACCUGAGAAGGAUGCUAAAAAGGCAAGACAUGACCUUCCUUGCGAAGCCUGGUGGAGAAGGAGAGCUGUUUCCAUGUAUAUACGCACGAGAGAAGCCAAUGCGAUGUGGUCUUUGUUCUUUGCAGCUGCUGUCACGGGGCUAGUGGUUCUUGGUCAACGCUGGCAGCAAGAGAGGUGGCAGGUUUUGCAACUCAAGUGGCAUUCAAGCAUCAGUAGCGAGAAGCUGAGCAGGGUACUUGAACCUCUCUCUCGUUUGAAAGGUGUGAUUGUGAGAGGUAACCCACAAGCUUCUCUCGUGAGGAGUGGAACCUCCGGUGAGAUCUAGAGACCAAAAGAAAACGCCAUUGUAUGAUUCGUUUCUCACACAGCACAGGUACAUAAACAAACUUGAUCUUGAGUUUACAUAUGUGUGCCUCAACGUCAAACACUAUUGGUUUUCUUCAGCUUAAGUUUUUUUUUUUGUAAGCUAAUUCUUCAGCGUAAGUUGUUGCUUCACCAUCUUGUACCAGUAGAACGGAGAUUCAAUUGCCUUCUCACAGAACUCUCAGUUCCAAAAGCUUCUUUCCCCUUUUUUUUUUGUUUUGUUUCUGGAUGUUAGCUUCUUUCUUGUCUUGGUGUGGAAAUAUAGAACGUAUUCACUUCUUUUUUUUCUUUAAAUUAUGAAUUUUACUUUCAUUGGAUGAUUCCUAAAAAGACACUACGUUCUGAUAUGUAAAAUGUAGAAUCAUAAAACAUACUCCGCAAAUAAGUCAAAUUAUUAUAGCCUUUUAGAGUGGUUGACUGCUGUCUUGAUUACUACUAGUAUUAAUUACCAUGUGAAUAUAAGUGAGGGGUUAAAAUUUUAAAACUAACUAUAAUAAUGAUUUCAUUCACCGUUUGUAACUUUUCAGUAUGUAUUUUAUUUUCUCUUAUUAUUUCUUGAUAUGGUCUUAAAUGCAAAAUGAGAAUGACAAAAAAAAUCACGUAAAAUGAACAAUGUUAUGUGGGACAAGCCACGCGCGGUAUCUAUUU
Brassica rapa (field mustard) is the source of this 1623-nucleotide messenger RNA. Its product is annotated as ATG8-interacting protein 1. NCBI's taxonomy places the organism in Eukaryota, Viridiplantae, Streptophyta, Magnoliopsida, Brassicales, Brassicaceae. Gene Ontology annotation, cellular component: intracellular membrane-bounded organelle. The record is from RefSeq and is a predicted model, not a curated record.